UCCCAGCGGGGCGAACCAUUGCAGCUUGCCGGGGAGGUGAGGCACCUGUCAGGCGCUCGCGGCCGAGGGCGGCCCUAGCGUGGCGGAGGCUCCCGCGAGCGCCCUCCGGAGGGCCCCGCGGCCGGCCCGAGCUUGCACUCGAGGCCGAGCGGGCGGCGGGGCGCCACGCUGCAACCGAGCGCGGGAACCGUCCUCCUCCCCCCGCCCGGCGCGCGACGUCUGGGCUGCCGCUGCCUGCAAUGGCGUUGAGUCGCGGGCUCGGAGGCUGCUGGUGCUGCUGCCGCCGCCAGGCAGGCUGGGGGCGAGAGUCGGCGGGCCGCGGGAGACGGGGCACGGGACGGAGGCAGUAGUUGCUGUUGCUCCUGCAAGCCGCCGGGAGCAGAAGCAAGAAGGCAGUUGGGCUUCGAAACUCUCACCCACCCACCCUCUUCCCGGGUAAGGCGGCGGGCCGAGCAGCGCCUCUGCACGAGAAGUCUCCGGUGCGUUGAGUUCUGCGGCGGCGGGAGAAGCUUUUGUUCGGCCCAUAGAAGCGGACUCGCUUCCCGGGGAGGCUCCGGAGCUCCGCCUGCACCUUCCCCGCUCCUCCGUCGCCCGCAUUCUUCCACAGCUCCUGUUGCAAGGUUAUGCCAGCGUUUUGUGUUGAAGGUCUUCACAGUCUCAUUCACAGUCCAGUAAAUAUAUAUUCAAACCGGAGGAUUGUUUUUUGGUGCCUUUGAGUAUGGAUUCAGCAAAAUCUUACGUCCUUUAAGUACCUCAUCACAAUCCCAUCUGGAAUUGAGUGGGUUCAACUAGCCGCUAUGUAUAUUGGUUUAACAUUCCAAAAAUAAACAUGAUGAAAACUGAGUGUUCGGGGGAAAGAUCGAACCUGCGAAGUGCCUCUCCUCACAGGAAUGCUUAUAGGACUGAGUUCCAAGCACUCAAAAGCACCUUUGACAAACCUAAGUCAGAUGGCGAACAGAAGUCAGCAAAAGAAGAAGGAGAGAUCUCUCAGCAAACCAGGGGAAGGAAAUAUGGUUCCAAUGUCAACAGGAUUAAAAACUUAUUUAUGCAAAUGGGUAUGGAACCCAAUGAGAGCGGGGGUGGAGCAGUAAAGACCAGAACCAAAGGUGGUCCUCUGUCGCCUCAGAGAAGAAGAAGACCUAAAGAAUUUGUGGAGAAAGGAGAUGGAUCGAUUGUGAAGCUAGAGUCAUCUGUUUCAGAAAGGAUUAGUAGAUUUGAUGCUAUACAUGAUGGCCCUUCUUAUUCCAAGUUUACUGAAACACGGAAGUUGUUUGAAAGAAACAUUAAUGAAACAGGACAUUCCAAUCGAUAUUCCCCAAAGAAAGAGAUACAUGUGUCUAAUGCAGAACUUCAAGACGAGUGGUGUAGCUCUAAGUCUAACAGAGGCAGUUCAGACUCACUGGACAGUCUUAGCUCAAGGACUGAGGCUGUUUCUCCAACUGUGAGUCAACUUAGUGCGGUGUUCGAAAAUACUGACUCACAAAGUGUGAUUGUUUUAGAGAAGGCAGAAAACAACGAAGGGUAUUCUGUAACUGGUCACUAUCCGCUAAAUUUGUCUAAUGUGGAUACAAAUCUGUCUUCCAGUGUGUCCAACCUUGAUGGUUUUAGUCCUAUUCAAGAAGCCAACACUUGGCCUUUGGCAGCCAAACAAAAUACCACUUCAGUAUCGGUUGAGAAUUCUCAGCCAAUCUGUAGGUCACCAUCAGUUAAUGAAAAAUCUUCUUUUUCAGAAACAAGUGGGACACAGAGUAAGGACAGCCAUUACAAUUCUGUUGAUACCAGUGUAGCAACUCGGCAAGAAUCAGUGGACCGAAUUGGUAGUCUGUGUUUUGAUGAGCACCCUGUCAAAAAUCAAGCAGAAACAGCGCCUGAAGUACUACCUUUGCAACAGAAAAAGAUUCCACAUGGAGCUGAGACUCCAGAAAUAUCAGGAAACCUAAUAGCCAGUGAUGACCUUUCAGCCAUUGAAGCAUCACAUUCUGUUGGCUCCCACUGCGAAGAUACAAAUGGUAAGGAAGUACAGGAAGACUUGAAUAACUUUCAGAGUUCUCAUGUGUACAUGCACUCUGAUUACAAUGUCUACAGGGUACGAUCAAGAUAUAAUUCUGACUGGGGAGAGACAGGGACGGAACAGGAUGAUCAAGAAGACAGCGAUGAGAACAAUUAUUACGAACCUGACAUGGAAUAUUCUGAAAUUACCGGAUUGCCAGAAGAAGAUGAAAUCCCAGCAACUAGAAAAAUCAACUUUAGUACUGCUCCAAUUAAGGUUUUCAGCACAUACUCUAAUGAAGACUAUGACAGGAGAAAUGAUGAAGUUGAUCCAGUGGCUGCAUCAGCUGAAUACGAGUUAGAAAAACGAGUGGAGAAGCUGGAUCUUUUCCCGGUAGAACUCAAAAAAGAUGAAGAUGGGCUUGGCAUCAGUAUUAUUGGAAUGGGAGUUGGAGCAGAUGCAGGCCUUGAAAAACUGGGCAUAUUCGUCAAAACAGUGACAGAAGGCGGGGCAGCAGAAAGAGAUGGCAGGAUCAAAGUAAACGACCAAAUAGUAGAUGUAGAUGGAAUCAGUCUGGUUGGUGUCAUGCAAAAUUUUGCUGCAACUGUUCUCAGAAAUACCAAAGGAAAAGUCAGGUUUACAAUUGGCCGAGAAAAGCCAGGACAAGUUAGCGAAGUGGCUCAGUUGAUUAGCCAGACUCUGGAGCAAGAGCGUCGCCAACGUGAACUCUUAGAACAACACUACGCACAAUAUGAUGCAGAUGAUGAUGAGAGUACUGAGAGAAAAUUUCAUGGAAUCUUAGACAACUACAGUAAAAAUAACAACUGUUGCUUUGAAAAGACAGGGGAAUAUGCGACAGACGAAGACGAUGAUAACAUGGGACCCAUCCUUCCAGGAGGCGAUAUGGCCAUUGAAGUGUUUGAGCUUCCCGAAAACGAUGACAUGUUUUCCCCGACAGAACUGGACACCAGCAAAUUGGCUCACAAAUUCAAAGAGUUGCAAAUCAAACAUGCAGUCACCGAAGCUGAGAUUCAGAAGCUGAAGACAAAGCUACAAGCUGCCGAGAAUGAAAAAGUACGGUGGGAGCUAGAGAAGAACCAGCUUCAGCAGAACAUCGAGGAGAACAAGGACAGGAUGAUGAAACUUGAGAGCUACUGGAUUGAGGCGCAAUCCCUGUGUCACACUGUCAAUGAACACCUGAAAGAGACUCAGAGUCAGUACCAGGCCCUGGAGAAGAAAUACAACAAAGCAAAGAAACUGAUUAAGGACUUCCAGCAAAAAGAACUUGAAUUUAUCAAGAGACAGGAGAUUGAAAGAAAGAAGAUAGAAGAUUUGGAGAAAGCUCAUUUUGUGGAAGUCCAAGGUUUACAGGCUCGCAUCAGAGAAUUGGAAACCGAGGUUUUCAGGCUACUGAAACAAAAUGGGAGCCAGGUUAACAACAACAACAACAUUUUUGAAAGGCAAACAUCUGUUGGAGAAGUCUCAAGAGGAGAUGAAACGGAAACCCUGGAUGUGACGCAGGUGUCUGCCCUGGAUGCCUUAAAUCAAGAUUUUAACGAAGCAGUCCCUGAGACAGAAAGACUGGACUCUAAAGCGCUGAAGACUCGAGUGCAGCUUUCAGUGAAGAACAAAAGGUCGAGACCAACCAGAACAAGACUGUAUGACAGCAUCAGCUCUACAGAUGGAGAAGACAGCCUUGAAAGAAAGCCUUCGUAUAGUCACGAUAGUCCUUUGCACACUAGAAAAUCGCCUCUGCCCAUGGGUAUGAGAGCCUCCUCACCAGCAUCAGAUUCUGGUGCUUCCUCCCUUUCGCCUGUGGCUAGCAGGGCAUCCUUUGCAUUUGACAACGUAGCUGGAACUCACGAUGAAGAACCACAGUACAUAAGUGUUGGUUGUUCCCAUGGAGAUACUCCACUCUCCUCCUCUUCAAAGUCCUGCCAGAGUUAUGAGUAUUCGCCUGUGCAUCAUCCAGCCUGCAGAAGUAUCAUCGGCAACAAAGACUGUGCCACAGGUAUCCAGUCACCAACAGCAUCCAACUCAGGCCACUCAAGACCAAUAAAACAAACACUUGAAAAUCUGGGGACUCGGUUGAGGAAGAGCGGUAACAAAGGGAAGAAACGAAGAGAUAAUAAGGAAGCAGUUAGGGUCUCUGUUGGCUGCAGGACGUCUCAGGAGCUCCUGGAGCGCUCAGCACAUAGUACAUCAGUAGCCAAGCGAUCCUCCUCUCUUCCAUACAGCUCUUUGCCAUUUAUUUGGUAUGGAGAGAGCAGCAGGGGAUCCAAUUCUUCCAGCAAUCUGCCUUCACCUGCCAGCUCAACCGAUCUUUCCUCUGACAAUCUAAGUCCAGCUAAAAAGGGGUGCAAGAAUUUUACUUUCAAUGAUGACUUCAGUCCGAGCAGCACCAGCUCAGCUGAUCUCAGCGGAUUAGGGACGGAACCGAAAACCCCAGGAUUCUCAUACUCUAUAGCACUGUCAUCUGAUGAGAGCUUGGAUAUGAUUGAUGAUGAGAUCCUUGAUGACGGACAGUCUCCCAAGCACAGCCAGACCCCAAAUCGCGCAGUUCAAGAAUGGAGUGUACAGCAAGUUUCCAAUUGGUUAAUGAGCCUGAGUUUAGAGCAGUAUGUUCCGGAAUUCAGUGCCCAAAAUGUAAACGGAGAGCGUCUUCUUCAGCUGGAUGGCAGUAAGCUUAAGGCCCUUGGUAUGACGCCUUCUCAGGACCGAGCUGUCAUUAAAAAGAAAAUUAAGGAAAUGAAAUCUUCCAUAGAGAGAGCUCGUAAAGCGCAAGAGAAAAUGGAGAAGCAAAGGGAAAAGUUGAGGAAGAAGGAAAAAGAGCAGCUUCAGCGGAAGUCCAAAAAGCCUGAUAAGCGUUCUCCAGAUCCAACAGAUGGCGCUAGCGAGCAGUGAUGCAUAAGAGUUACUGUUGCAUUAGGAUUCGGAAGACAUUUUUCAGGAGAGAAAUGUGUUGCAAAAACUGACUUCUCAUCUUGCUAGUGUUCAUUAUACCGAGCUCUGGACCUCCUAAGAACACUUUAUGUAGAAUAAAUGGGAGAAAUCUACAUUGUGUAGCUACAUUCCUGCGGCUGUAAAAUAUGCUGGUACGUUUGAUCUGUUCAGCAGUUCUAAACUAUAACAGUUUAUUUUCUCAUCACUGUACAGUCAAACCAGAUGUCCAGUCUGGGACCAGCAUGAAGCUCCUCCCCACCUACCUCUUCCGAGGUCUAUUAAUUUGUAAAUAGGCUAGUUUGUUUCUAAUCUCUUUGAUAAUCGGUUAGGACACAGUAUUACAUGCUGACUAUACUGUAUGCGUGAAACUGCCCCUCUCAAAGGGUAAUUCCCUGGAGGCUUCCAGAGACUUCUUUGAAAAUGACUAAACUGGAAUUAACUGCAUAUCAGUUACCACUGAUUUUCAAGGGAAUAACUGCCCUCUUUGUACUGUUUUGAAAAGCCAUUCUGGAAUGGGAUUCAGUUUGCAGCAUUUCUUGGAGAGGCUACCCCACCAGCGGCAUAGUUGCAACACGUGAAAUUGUACUCUGGCGAUAAGAGGCAGGAGUAAUGUCAAUAUCCUCUUCUUGCCUAACCAGGAGGAAAAAUAAUUCCUGCUUCCCUGCGUUCCCCGCCACCCGAAUUGUACAGUAAUUUAGCUCAAGAAGGAAGCAAAGCCUUAAUUUGUUUAUCUGGGCCUGGAGAGUAACAUUUACCCUCUGGAUGAAGCUGGAUUUGUAAUACUAGAAUGGCUUGUGGUAGAACUUUAGAGUACAGGGUUUUAUAUUUUAAAAAAUUGUGGUCCUCUAGUUGGGGGCUAUAUACUUUCUUGUAGCAUCCUCUGAGCCUUCUUUUCUUGAACGAUUGUGAUCUAAAUACUACUUUUUUGUGUCUUUUGUAAGGAAAAUACCCCACUGUUAGGCUUGUUUGUAGCACUUGGGGAGGGCGGGAAGAAACUGACUGCUAACAGAAAGCUUGGAUUUUUUUUCUGUUCAGAUGACUUUUAAAAUUGAUUUCUCGCAAAUGCACUUUGGAAAAGGGGAAGGUACCAAUUAAGAAAAUGUGAAUUUUACAUUGUAGUUCCCUGUUACUAGAAUAAUGCCGAGGGAGGGGGGAGCUAAGUUACCGCCUCAAAAGCAACCACUGUUUUAUUAAGCAAAAUGGUCAGUUCAAAAUAUGUGAACUAGUAAACAGCGUACAAUAUAGUUUUGUGAUGGUACCUCAAGCAGCAAAUGCACGGCCUAGCCAAAGUGAUGCACUUUUCAGUCUCAUUUAUUUCACGCUUAACCUAUCUCCCCUCCCUUUUUGUAAAUAAUUGGGACUUAAAAGUAUUUGGCACUGGCUGGAUCAUGCCCUGCCAUAUUCCCCAAAAACACGGCAAUAGUCUCAAGUCCUUUUUUUUUUUCACGCAUUAAAAGAAGGACAGAAUUACAAUUCAAGUGAUCUGUGGUUAGUUUGUUUUUGAUGCUGCUUUUUUACUACAAAGAAACUGACGUUUCAACAGACAGGAAGUUGGGUUCGGGUGUCAGAAUCUUUUUUAAAAAGAGUGGGGAAGGUCACAUGUCUGAUUCGGCAAUGAUUGCUUCUGUGACAUGCAUGUGGCACAUCUGGCUGAACAAUGGCUGCAUCCUCUACUCCUGUCCUUCGGUGCAAUAUUUGGACUGAAAUCUCUUGCUAGAAUCCUGGGCAGAUUGGCCCCUUACCUUAUUGGGAAAGUUCCCCCGUAGGUCCUCUGGAGAUCUACUGGUAAGCCAGAUGCAAGCCACGCCUCCAGCAGGACUGGCAACAUCACUGGGUGGGCAUAAGCUUGCCCCUCAUAUGCCACUGUCGAAUGGAGAGGAGGAGCUCCAUUCAGCAGGCUAGAGUAGCAAUGCUGUGCUGACAAGGGCAUUGUUCUACCUAAAGAAAUACCUCCAGUGUGGCCAUAACACUUUGUUGCGCUGUCAAAAAAAACAGGUGGGCAGGCAGUGGAGCUCUUUCAGAAAGGACACUGAAUAGAAAAUAGUUACUCCUCUAGGAGGCAAAUGCAAAGGAAAAUGUAACAGAGGCCUGAUCAAGCUAUUUCUUUCACUGGAGACAUCUCAACUAUAAAGUCAGUGAAGGCAUCAGAGGCUCAUUUUCUCUUUUUAAGUUAUGUUUAUAUACUGGUAAUUUAAAGUGGAUGUAUAUACUAGUAAUGUCUAUGGGUGCAUCUCUCAGCUUUAUAUUAUUUAUGAGUCCUCCCCCACCCCCCAAUUGUUUUUCUAAGAUCCCAGGGGACCGUAUUGUGUUGUAUAUUGAUUUUUUUUUUGCAUUUCCUGCUGUUUAGAACUGCAUAAAUUGUGUUUUUAUUCUGCAGAUAACUAAUUCUGAUGUAUGUCCUGUAAUUAUUCUGUUCUUUGGUUUGUUGCUUUAUGGUAAUUUUUAGAGCUGAACAGUGAAUUUUAGCCUGAUCUGUUUCUCAAUUGGGUCUAAAUUUACUUUAAAAAAAAAGAAAAGAAAGAAAUGCAUAUAAUGCAAAUGGACUAGCGUGCACAGACAGAACUGUGGAAGCCAGGCCACAGUUCCUUUCUUCCUUGUUGUGUCAUGAUAUGUUUUAUAUUCUGCUGUUCUUUGCUUUUGGAAGAUGACAAAAAAAAUUCUUUCCAAGUCCUUCUGUUUUGUGAAGCUGUCUAUCGUAUUUACAGCAUAAAGAUUUUAAGUCUAUCUCCAUUACUUAAUAGCCACUUAAAAUGCAUUGGAAAUAUAUUUCCUAUAUGAUAGGGAAAGUAUGGAUGACGUGGGUGUUGCUAACACUCAAAGAGUGCUGCCUUGCUUUUAGGAGGGCAGUUGGUCAAGCUGUCCACGAAAGCGGAGCUUCUCUCAUCUCUGCUUCAUUAUACUGGAAGAAAAGGCACUUGCUGAUCUCCGCAUUGCUACAAAGCUAUGAAAAGGCAUUGGGUUAGGAGUUCACAAACUUAUACAGGGCAGUUGGUCAAGCUGCCUGGAAUUCUGUAGUGCCUGUGGACUGCCCAGCACCUUUUUCUGUUCUGUGGCAGCUUGAGUUGGUCCACGCGUUAAACAGGGAGCCAAAAAGGAAGGAAGGGGAAUAAAUGGCUUCCAUUUGUCCCUUCCCUCAUUAAGUCCUGUAACUCCACAUGUUCAAUCCCAAGGAUGGUUUUUACCUUGUCCCCUUCCAAUUUAUUCUCGUUCCCAGGGUCCAUCCCCAUGUUGACAGUUUCUACCUGCUGUGUGCUAGUGAGGGGCACUUUCAUUUCAGUUGGAUGUGUCACAUGAUACUAAUUACUUGCAUGUACAGAUCGUUCCCCAGUGCUGAAUUCAGGACAGGCACAUGGCCAAAGCCAUGUAAGGAUCCAUCAGAAAUAGAGCCAUUUUUGCAGGGGAGGCACUCUUACUUUAUGUAGAGCCCAAACAAGUUAGAAGUGAUGCACUCUAAUCCUGAAUGGCUAAGCCCUGCUCAAAGUGAGAGUUCUCCUUGACAGCUAGUUGGUGACACCAAUCAUAUUGUGGCUAGCAGAAAGAUCUUAAAGAGCACAUAGGAGGAAAAUCAAGGAAACGUUAGGGUUUUGGAGCUGACAGCUGCCGGCAGCCUGCUCUGCCUAAGGUGACCACCGAAGUCCUUGCUUGUCUGUUGGCUACUUGCUGAAGUAGCCAAGUACAUUUCUUCCUGGUGCCUUGGCAUCCCUGUUUUUCAUGCAUGUUGAAUCCUUCCCACUUGACUCUGAUGGUUGGAUUCCCAAUUUACUUAGCGCCUGGAGGAAGCUCAGGUUUUUGUUCUCGUCUCGGAACUUUUAAUUCGUUCUAUUAUACAACGGGGGACAACGACCUUGCUUCCUUCUUAACUAAUGCUUAAAAAUGCUUCUUUUUUUGCUGUACUUUCCAUACUUGGACAAGUUGCUUUAAUUCUCUGCCAUGUCUGAAAAUCGCCCAAAUGUGUAAUAGAUGUAAAGGCGGUUCCAGGUCAGCCACGCACAUUGAGAGCCAGUCCCGGAGUCUUCAUACAUGUUUUCUAAUUCAGAAUUGAUUCCAUUUGUUGGGUAUUCAAGCAAGGCAUUUGCUGACACAGGAACAAAGUCCUCUGUGUCUUCACAUUUGUAAUGUAGGGAAAACAGCUUGUGUGCUUUUAAUCAGGAAAAAAAAUGCUGAUCUGUUUGUAACUCUCUUUUCUACGUCUUAAACAUAUCAGCUUGCUUCUUUGUUCAGAAUACCACAGAAAGAAAAAAUGAAGGCUCUUUGCAUUUAUGUAGCUCUUGUGUAAUCAAACAGUGUGGGGGAGGGGAAAACAGUGGGAUGAAAGUAUAGAAGCGAUGUUGCCUUUGUUAAUUAUUUUGGUUAAAUCCAAACAACACAGUAUUCUAGUCAUGGGAACAUUUUCAAAAGUGAGCUGCUAUAAAUAUUCACUGCUAGGAGCUUAUGUUUAUUUGAAUACAGAUGUACCUGUUUUCCAAAGAGGUAAGAAUCCCUACAGCUUAGAGAUCUAGUCUGCUCACAAGGGGGAACUAUUCAGACCUCAAGGAAAGGACACUCGACCUUAGCCACAAGGCAAUGAAAUAAUUUAUUCUGGGCAUAACCUCUUGUAUAAGUUUAGUGGGCAGUAUGGACCAUGUGUUGCCUUUUAUAUAAACAAAGGGCCAUGAGAUUUUUAAAAGAAAAUGGUUUCUUUAAACUUGUUUCCCCAGUGUUCUCUAGAUGUCUUUCUGCAUGUUGUUGGGAAGUUGGGGAGGGGUGGGUUUGGUGGGAUUGACUUACUAGAGAUUUGCUAUUGAAAAGAACCACUUUGGGUGUAUUUAAUAAACUGAACCCUUGAAUUCUGUCGGGAAAGCUUUGAGAAGCUUUUACCAACUGAACUGUGACUUCAGAAACAACUUGGGCCAGUCCCCAGACAUGAUUGUAGUCCAUUUGCAUAUUGCAUGGUCCUUUGGGUUAAUGUUCUUUUUCUCAGUUUAUUGCAUUUUUCUGACACUUGAAAAAGUGUCUUGUUUGGAAUGCUGUGAUGCCACAGCCAUUCAGAUGAGCCAACCAGUGUUACCCUGGGCACAGGACGAGAGUACAGUCUCUUAACUGAGAAAGAAAGGAGAUCUCUGAGGGCUAUUGAUUUACAGGGUGUAUGGUUGGCAUCUUUUCAUUUGGAUGUUUUGGGAAAUAAUCCGUUAAGCAAUGUUGUAGCACAGUGACUAUGCUUCCACGCACCAUUCCAUGUUAUCUUUACAGAGCUGUAAUGGUAACGUCAGAAGGGAAGUAGAGUCCCUAGCUCUUCUCUGUGCCAGCAUCAUUCAUCCCCAAAGCUGGGGCAGCUCUGUCAUGGGGAGGAGCUACAGUCUGGCCUCCUCCCACUCACCUCAGCCAUCUGAUGUGGUAGACCUUCUUAAUGCCAUCCAAUGCUAUAGGGCUCCCCAUUCCACAAAGGUGAUAUAAUGCUUGGGGAGAGACUUGUCACAACCUUCAAUGAAAUAAAUAUGAGAUAUGUAUUAACAGUGCUUGGUGGUUGGGUGUUCCUUGGCAGAUCUUUAAUUUCAGGAGGCCUGUGCCAGCACGGUGCUGCUCAUGGUUAGGGCUUCAGAAAACCCUAGCUGCAAGGUCAAAUGUAAUACCCAUUGCAUUCAUCUUUGCUAACAAAUGAUUAUUGAAAAGAGGCCCAAGAGGAAUACAAAAUCAUUUGAAUAGUAGCAAAUACAAUUUAAAUGAAAAAAAAUCUACAAAUGGCAGUGACCCAGCACAUGGUCCUGCACAUGUCCCAUCAGAUUCACCACUUUGGCUCCUGCUUUUUCUGUGGAGGUUUCCCACAUCUGUUGUCAUUCAAAUGUUUGAUAACAACCCAGUCUGACAUACUGCUAAGCCAAUGCUGCUCAAAUACUACCACCCUCCUGGAAGUGCACUGUAAUCUGCUGCGUAGAAACUGUAUACAAAUGGGCUUGUUAGUCAAAAGGGGAGGGGUUGGGAAAUUGUGUUGUUUUGGAUUUUUAAUGUAUGAAUUGCAUGUUGUUUCUGAUAUCUUUAAGUUUGUACAUCUAGGUGUCAAAUCACCUGCAUGGAAGAUGCUCAUUGCCCUGUCUGAGUCUGUAUGCUUGUGCUUUCUUAAUUUGCCCUUCUUUAAAUGGCUAAUUUUAAAAAAAGAGAGGGGAAAACUCUCUUGACGUUUGAUUAUUUGGAGGCAUUCAAAAUAAACAACAACAGGCCAGUAACCCUUUGUAUUCUUAUAAAUCAUUUUUAAAAUUAAAAAAAAACCUUGUGAUUAAUUUGUUAGUGUACAUAAAUUUCUUGCCAAUGAGUAUUGUUGUUAGACAACGAAUGCAAUAAAAAGAAAUACUGAAACUCA
Sphaerodactylus townsendi is the source of this 11267-nucleotide messenger RNA. It is a transcript of the gene PPP1R9A, whose product is annotated as protein phosphatase 1 regulatory subunit 9A. NCBI's taxonomy places the organism in Eukaryota, Metazoa, Chordata, Lepidosauria, Squamata, Sphaerodactylidae. Gene Ontology annotation, biological process: calcium-mediated signaling; actin filament organization; neuron projection development. Gene Ontology annotation, molecular function: actin filament binding. The record is from RefSeq and is a predicted model, not a curated record. The transcript has 21 exons. Gene Ontology annotation, cellular component: dendrite; actin cytoskeleton; cytoplasm. Bases 830 to 4894 code for a protein of 1354 amino acids.